Mus pahari (shrew mouse) is the source of this 3104-nucleotide messenger RNA. It is a transcript of the gene Ptbp1, whose product is annotated as polypyrimidine tract binding protein 1. The transcript has 14 exons. Gene Ontology annotation, biological process: regulation of RNA splicing; mRNA processing; regulation of cell differentiation. NCBI's taxonomy places the organism in Eukaryota, Metazoa, Chordata, Mammalia, Rodentia, Muridae. The record is from RefSeq and is a predicted model, not a curated record. The coding region runs from base 284 to 1951 and encodes 555 amino acids. Gene Ontology annotation, cellular component: nucleus. Gene Ontology annotation, molecular function: mRNA binding.
UUUCCGUCUUCCGUCUUGACUGACGGUCGUCCCGCCCAAUAGCCGUCUGCUGUCUGACUGCGUUUCGCCCUUGGGAGUAACAUUUUGACCAAUAGGAGGCCCUGGCGGGGGCAGGCGGGGUUGACCACGCCCACAGACCGCAGCGGGAACCAAUGAGGACCGCGCGCGGGGGACGUGUGCGGGCGUCUCCGCCAUCUUGUGAGUCUAUAACUCGGAGCCGUUGGGUCGGUUUCUGCUAUUCCUGCGCCUCCGCUCCGUUCCCCGCGGGUCUCCUCGGUGUGCCAUGGACGGCAUCGUCCCAGACAUAGCAGUCGGUACAAAGCGGGGAUCCGACGAGCUCUUUUCCACGUGUGUCAGCAACGGCCCCUUCAUCAUGAGCAGCUCCACCUCAGCAGCCAAUGGAAACGAUAGCAAGAAGUUCAAAGGUGACAACAGGAGCGCAGGAGUCCCUUCCAGAGUCAUUCAUGUCCGAAAGCUACCCAGCGAUGUUACUGAGGGCGAGGUCAUCUCCCUGGGGCUGCCCUUUGGGAAGGUUACCAAUCUCCUUAUGCUGAAGGGGAAGAACCAGGCCUUCAUUGAAAUGAAUACAGAGGAGGCUGCCAACACUAUGGUUAACUACUACACGUCGGUGGCGCCAGUGCUUCGUGGACAGCCCAUCUAUAUCCAGUUCUCCAACCACAAAGAGCUCAAGACUGACAGCUCGCCCAACCAGGCACGUGCCCAGGCAGCCCUGCAGGCUGUGAACUCCGUCCAGUCUGGAAACCUGGCCUUGGCAGCCUCCGCUGCUGCCGUGGACGCAGGAAUGGCAAUGGCAGGCCAGAGCCCAGUGCUCAGGAUCAUUGUGGAAAACCUUUUCUACCCAGUGACCCUGGACGUGCUGCACCAGAUCUUCUCUAAGUUUGGCACAGUCCUGAAGAUCAUCACGUUCACCAAGAACAACCAGUUCCAGGCGCUGCUGCAGUAUGCUGACCCUGUGAGCGCCCAGCACGCCAAACUGUCCCUGGAUGGCCAGAACAUCUACAACGCCUGCUGCACGCUUCGCAUCGAUUUCUCCAAGCUCACCAGUCUCAACGUCAAAUACAACAAUGAUAAGAGCAGAGACUACACUCGACCUGACCUGCCCUCUGGAGACAGCCAACCUUCGCUGGACCAGACCAUGGCAGCAGCCUUUGGUGCGCCCGGCAUAAUGUCAGCCUCUCCGUAUGCAGGAGCCGGGUUCCCUCCCACCUUUGCCAUCCCUCAGGCCGCAGGCCUCUCUGUCCCUAAUGUCCAUGGAGCCCUGGCCCCCCUGGCCAUCCCGUCUGCUGCUGCUGCUGCUGCGGCUGGCCGCAUUGCCAUCCCAGGGUUGGCAGGUGCUGGGAAUUCCGUCCUUUUGGUCAGCAACCUGAACCCUGAGAGAGUCACACCCCAAAGCCUCUUUAUUCUCUUCGGUGUCUAUGGUGAUGUGCAACGGGUGAAGAUCCUGUUCAAUAAGAAGGAGAAUGCACUUGUGCAGAUGGCAGACGGCAGCCAGGCCCAACUGGCCAUGAGCCACCUGAAUGGGCACAAGCUGCACGGGAAGUCAGUGCGCAUCACACUGUCAAAGCAUCAGAGUGUGCAGCUGCCUCGGGAGGGUCAGGAGGACCAGGGCCUGACCAAGGAUUAUGGCAGCUCCCCGCUGCACCGCUUCAAGAAACCAGGCUCCAAGAACUUCCAGAACAUCUUUCCACCCUCAGCUACCCUGCACCUCUCCAACAUCCCGCCUUCUGUGUCAGAGGAUGACCUCAAGAGCCUCUUCUCCAGCAAUGGUGGUGUGGUCAAGGGCUUCAAGUUCUUCCAGAAGGACCGCAAGAUGGCAUUGAUCCAGAUGGGCUCUGUGGAGGAGGCAGUGCAGGCGCUGAUUGAACUGCACAACCAUGACCUGGGCGAGAACCACCACCUGCGAGUGUCCUUUUCCAAGUCCACCAUCUAGGUGCCUGUGGGCCUGCAUCAGCUUCCACCAUUCCAGAAAAGCCACUUUAAAAAGCAGCUGAAGUGACCUUACAGACCAGAGAUUUUAUUUUUUUAAAGAGAGAUCAGUUUACCUGUUUUUAAAAAAAUUAAAUCUAGCCCACUCUACCGUGGCAGGAAAUGGCUUGGGCCACAGAGGCCCAGUCAAUCCCAGCACCAUGCCUUGAGGGGCUCAGGCGUGAGGCCACAGCGGUGCCCCAAACACAGCCGCUUUCUGUGCCUUACAAACCAGCGUGCCUCACGGCUGUACACCUAUCCUCUAAGGCCACCAGCUGUCUCUAGACCUGCAGGUGAGCCAGGUGGCCUAUAUAUAGGCUCCCCAAUGCUGUGCAAGAGCUGGGGCCAUUCCCCUACACCCUUAUAAUCAAGUGACAUGAUUCUCCCAUGUCCCUGGCCAGCCCAGAGGGCCUAGGCCAUCCUCAGCUGCAGAGCCUCAUUGUGACCUUUGUAUUCUAUUCCGUGUGGUCACAGACACCUGUGCCUAGCAAUAUUUCCACUUGACCAAAUACCCGAAUCUUUUCCAUUUAUAUGCAAGAGAUAUAGUUUUAAGUAACUUUUUAUAGCAGUGAUACANUUGUAUGUGUGCACUCUGAGCUUCUGUGUCCCCUGAGCUCCUUCCUUCCAGUGACCGACUUGCAGGUGGGCCCAGGCCAGGGCUGGAGAGAAAGCUCUGAGACUUGGGGGUCUCUACCUUCACAUUUUGGACCAAAGUUUUUGUUUUCUGCCCACCUCUGACUGUGCCCAGUUGAGGGACCGACCUCUAGGCCUUAAUGUCCCUCCUGCACAGNCNCCUCCACCCUAGCCUGUUUGUAUGGGAGGAGUUCCCUGCACCCUGGUUCUGUGAAAGGCGUGGAAGAGUGUAAAUAUUUAUGAUUUUAUACCUGUGGGGCUGAGGCGGUGCAGNAGUUUUUUAUGGUGACAGAUGUAUAUUUUGGUAACGACUACAGGCUCAGUAUUGUCCUGGGGCCAGCCCUGGCCACAUCUACCCCAUCCCAGAUGGUGUAUUGGGGGGGGGGCUUUCCAUUAAAGCAGUUUUAUAACCUUUGUCUUCCCUGAGCCCUUCAUUCUGAGCUGUAGGCCAGGCUGGGCCUGGAUUCAAUAAACACCUGUGUCUU